GCUCUCUAUGAUACUCGCCAGAAAAUUUCCCAAAUUCGGUUCGUUUGCAUUCAACUCUAAAUUCGAAUUCUUCGCCACUCCGAUCGCCAAUUCGCCUCCACCAUGGACGUCUCCGUCGUCGCCGACGCCUUCACGUUCACGGCCAACGCCGAAUCCCUAGGGUUCGCCAAGUUCCUCCUCCUCCGCCGAUCCGCCAGCUUCAUCUCCCUCUCCGACCCCUCUUGCGCGGGUCCAUCCCCGAGGUCCUCCGCGUCGCCUCUCCACGUCUCCGCCUUGUUGAACCCCGUCGACGUCGUCGCGCCGCCGCCCGUGAAGUCCGAUCCUUACAGGAUCCUCCUCCGCAGAAGCCGCCGCGCGAAGAGGAGGCAGCAGUCCUCCGGCGGCCCCGGAGAGGGAGAUGACGGUGCGCUUUACGGCGACGCCCCGUUCGGCGGCGGGUUUGGUUUCAACGGUGGCGGGGGAGGAGGUGGUGGUCGGGGGUGGAAUUUCGACGGGUUCGGGAGUCAAAGCUGGGACGACUCGUCGCGGCGGCCGCGCUGUGUUUCAGGUUUUGCUUUCGAUUUCAUCUAUGAGGUGAUUUAUUGGAUCGCACUCUCAAAGUGCAUUCACUUCGCGUUCAAUAGGGUAGCGAGAAUCGUGGCGGACACGAUGAUCGAAGACGUGCAGGCACAGCGAAAGAAGGCUCCGGUGAGAUUGACGGCCAUGUGCUAAAUUGGUAAUAGUAAUUGUAGUAUUCACUACCUCGGCAAUUCAAUGUUCCUCAUGCUAAUUGGUGGAAGACUAGUUGAUUGUUUUAAAUGCACUUGUCGGGGUAGCUGGGUGUCUAGUGUUCUCUUCACCAUUCCUGUGUAAAUAGUGCGCAUAGUAGACAGCAAUUAAACUUAUAUCUCGUACAUCCAAUUAGACAGCAAUUGAAGUGUCGAUUCUUUCUGCUUCGAGUCUACGUUAAAUUCUUUUCCGACUGUUGUUGAUUUGAGCGGAUACUCUUGGCUGCAUUUCGUGAUUUGGGAAAAUCCAUAUUGUAGUGGGAUAGGCAAGAUUGUUGAUACGUAUGUUUGGUCUUCUUGCGUUGA
This is a messenger RNA of Rhodamnia argentea, 1073 nucleotides long. RefSeq lists its product as uncharacterized. The record is from RefSeq and is a predicted model, not a curated record. The transcript has a single exon. NCBI's taxonomy places the organism in Eukaryota, Viridiplantae, Streptophyta, Magnoliopsida, Myrtales, Myrtaceae. The coding region runs from base 103 to 711 and encodes 202 amino acids.